Messenger RNA from Actinia tenebrosa (Australian red waratah sea anemone), 2118 nucleotides. RefSeq lists its product as uncharacterized. NCBI's taxonomy places the organism in Eukaryota, Metazoa, Cnidaria, Anthozoa, Actiniaria, Actiniidae. The record is from RefSeq and is a predicted model, not a curated record.
UUUGGUUUUGGUUUUGGUUUUGGUUUUGGUUUUGGUUUUCGCUUUGUUUUUUUUAGGCAUUUCUGGUCCACAUGAAGGCCACGUGGGUUGAUAUAGCAAAAGAGACUGUUGGACUUGAAAGCGCCCCUCCGGGACCUUCUGGUUUGUGUAGCAGUGAAACUGAAGAUCGCCCCAGUAAGAGGACCUCUGCUUCUAAAGCUGCUUCUUGCAAAGAGCUGGAGAUUUGUUUUAAAGAUUUAAGUCUUGCAACGAUUGACACCAAUGAAGCGGCUUCAAAAGUUGCAGAUUUACUAAAUCUAGACAAGGUUUCAAUGAAUAAUCCAUCGGAAGAAAUUGUGGUGAGAUGUAGAGAAUUCUGCUCUUACUUGAAAAGCAAUGAAAGAGAUGAUAUUGUAAAGAAAAUAAGGGRUUUGCUUCCAAGUGGAAUGACAGGGCCACUUACAAAUGAAAAGGUACUAGUGGGAGACAUGAUCGGCAAACUAGAAGACCUUACUCGAUCUUUGUGCGGUAAUGAUUUGUGGAAGACAAUGGCUGAUCACCUCGGCAUUCGUCGCUGCCAUUUUGGGUUUCAUGGAAAUAAGGAGAACCCCGCAGAGAGUAUAUUAGAAGACGUUUGUCGCAAAAGAAGACUUACAAUUGGAGAUUUGUAUGAUGUACUCUGCAAGUGUGAUGCCAAUGCACUUGCUGACGAGUUCUUGUAGCCUUGCCUCGUCUUUUCGUUUAUAUUAGUUUCACUAGACCAAACUAGGACUAUCGAAAAUCUCAGAGUUGGAACAAGUGCAUUUUGUUGUAAAAGGUUCCUGCCAAAUCUCCAGCAACUUUUGAUUAUCAGCAAAACCCAACGAUCAAUAUAUUUUCGAGCGCUGUUAUUGGUUCAAAUGUGUCACGUGCAUGCAGGACCGAUAUCAGACAUAGAAGUGAUAUCCAUUCAGUUAAAAGAUAAAUACUUAUUUUAAUAAAGUUAGUCACCAAGAACCUAGAAAGCUGAGAUCACUAAGGAUCAUGGGAAACAAUUCAUUUCAAACAAGUGAAUUUUUUUUGAUACAAACUGCAGCUUGAGGAUACUCAGGACAGUUGAGACUGUAACGGGUAAAAGAUCUCAAAUCCAUCAACAGUUAUCUAGCGGUUGAAACAUGUAAAAUGUAUCUGCCCAUAAUCCUUGUCGGCCUCAGCUUUAUAGCUUUUCAGGUAAAUAAGUAUAUAUACGUAAAAACAAAGAAAGUAAAACAUAGGAAAACAAAGAAACUAGGUUUUCACAAACAAGUGAGAGUGAAAUAAGAAACUGGUUAUAGAAACUACGCCAGCAAACACACAAAAAAAAACAUCAAAAAACCAUGUGUAGAUGAUGAUUCGUAACCUUGAGUUAGCAACCUCUAUUCCAGCGGAGUGGUUACAAAAUCUAAUAAAUCCCUUCUGGCUCACCUAAAACCAUAUACUCACAACGGACGUUUCUAACACAGUUUCAUCUUUUAAUACCGUAUUUACAUAUUUACCUGCUAUUAAACAAGUAAUCCUGAUUCGCCGAACACUUCACAACUACGGUUUCAGAACUUCCAAUACUUUCUUUAUUAACUAUAACCUUUUACAUUUUGAUAGCGUUCAGUUCGAAAUCUAAGCGAAGGACAGUACAAAAGAAAAAAGCCUUAAAACAUUGUCUAAAUUAAUCGAGCUAACUGAUACAAAUGAAAUUAAAUGAAAGGACGAACUUACCCGGUAGCGUGUCUACUUUUCAGAAUCUGGCGAAAGAUUAAACUCAUUCUUAACAGAGGUCCUUUUAAAACCUCACUCGGAAAAUCGAUUACAUAAUUAAGACUAAUAGAACAAAGAUGAAUGGUGUGCACGGGAUUCACGAUUACAUAGCUUUGCAUUAUUUUCGCACCGAAACAAAUCCGUUCUGGUGAAUCAUGACGUAAGAAGACAGUACAGAGAAAAGAAUGGUUCUGGAGCCAUAUACAUGAUGUGUAACCAAUAAUUUAAUACGAAGUGAAUACGACUGUUUAAUAAUAAAUAAUAACGAAGUUUUUUGUAUGGAUAAAAGCGGCGCUUAUUCGGGGGCGGCGCUUAAACGAGUAAAUACGGUAUAUAAUCAUGAUAACAAUAAAUAAUACAUAAAUUGAA